AAAAAACAAUCAGUUUUCACAAUCAUCGAUUUCGAAAAAUUGACAAUUUUUAAAACCGAUUUUUAUAUCGACGGUACAAAAAAAAUUAAAAAAAAAAAAACAAUAAAAAAUUUUGUGACACAGAAUAAAAAAUCGUGAGAGUGAAACAAGUUUUCGAAUUUUGAAAAUUUGAUUUGUUUCUAUCUCUAUGGCCAUGCUAUUCACCGAUCAAAAUUCAUUUCGUCAUUAUCAAACCUCGCAAGGAGGUUAUGGAAGUGGUGGUCCAGGCAUGGCACCAUACACCAUGCACGAUCAAUAUGCCAGGUACGCAUAUCCAGGUACAGCAUAUGCUAUCGGCGGACCACAUCAAAACAAUCGCGAAAUGGUUAAACCACCAUAUUCGUAUAUCGCACUUAUUGCAAUGGCCAUUGAACACUCACCCGAUCAUAAAAUCACACUGAAUGGCAUUUAUCAAUACAUAAUGGAUAAAUUUCCGUAUUAUCGUGACAAUAAGCAAGGCUGGCAAAAUUCCAUUCGACACAAUCUCAGUUUGAAUGAAUGUUUUGUGAAAGUGCCUCGCGACGAUAAAAAACCCGGCAAAGGCAGCUACUGGACACUGGACCCAGAUUCGAAUGGAAUGUUUGAUAAUGGUUCAUUUUUGCGACGGCGUCGUCGUUUCAAGAAAAAGGAUGCAAUCAGAGAAAAAGAGGAGACAAUCAAACGACAACAACUCGUCGAUAUAAAACCAAUUAAAUUAAUGGCCACAAAUUCCGUUGUGGAUGCUAAGCAUAAUCAUCAAUAUCAUCAUUUUAAACGUGAACCAGGACUAGAUCUAUCAUCGCAUUUAAUGUCAAAAGACAUGUUCGGCGCCAAUUCAAUCUUAAAUCCAUAUGCAAGUGAUUCGAUUACUAGUCAGUUGGCAACGGCUACUGAACAUGGAUUCACCGUUGAUUCACUAAUGAAUGCUGGAUAUUCAUCGCGAAUUCAUCACGCUUCAUAUCCUUACCACAUUACCAACGAUGAAAACUUACAAUUACAAGCCAGAUUCCAUUCAAACUAUCAUCAUGGUGGUUGGAAUCCACCAGAUACGCCGCCAGAAUCUGUGACAAAUGUCCCAACCUCAUUGCAUAACAACAACACAAGCGGCAGUGUAGGAGGCGUAUCCAUAAGUGCAACAAAUAUAUCGAAUUCAAUAUUGGCCGCCACAACAAAUACGGCAAUUGCAUAUCGUGAUGGUCAAUUUUUCGAUCAAAAUUGUCACAUGGAUACAGGUAGUCCAAAUGGUAGUUUAACAUCGGCAUCACCACCGUCGGUGAUAGGAGCCCAUUCCGCCAAUCAUGUAAGCAAUUACAGACCACACAUGGCUUAUUAUCAAGUUUAAAAGAAAAGAAAAUCCAUUUCAUGAGCUCAAACAAAUGCAUCAGUUUGAAUUAGAAAGAAAAAAUCGCGAAAACUAGACAGUUUUUUUUAAAUAACACAUACAUAAAAUGUCCAAGAUUGUGCAUUUUUCAAUAAAUGCUGUAUGCAACUGAUUUUUUUAUGUUGUUUGACGAGUGAUCAAGAUGGACAAAUAAUCAAAAAAAGGUGUGUUAAUGCAACAUUGACCCAAGAUUGAAUAAGUUACAAUUGAGAGAGAGAGAGAGAGAGAGAGAGAGAGGAGCACACAUAAUAUUGCUGAUUUUCAGUAGUCUUAUUAGUAGAAAAGUCAAUUUAACACAAACAGAUGAAAUCAUCUACUUAAAAAUAUAUAUAAACAAACAAUAGUAUAUCGACAAAAAUGUAGAAUAAAGAAAAAAGUGUGAUGAAAACGUGUGGACACUGCCACUUCAGUCGUUGGUUGAUGGCAUUUUUCAAGCAUAGAAAAUAGAUAUUCAAACGAUCAAUUUGCACUUUUCACCAUAUGCAUUUAAUGAGAUUAACAGAACGAAAAUGAAAACAAACAUUAGCUUACCUUAUGCAAUAAAUAAAUUCACCUUUGAAUAAGUCAUAAAUAACAAUGUAAAUAAAUCCACGUAUUCGCAUUCCUCAUACACAUAUAAGUAGAAUAUAAUAAGCUAUAUAAAUUAUUGCUAUCCAUAUAAAAAAAAAAUCAACCAACAUCUUUCGCAUAUAUUAUUCAAGUUGAAUCAUGACAUAUUUCGCCGUAAAAACCAUUUAGUAUCAUACAAAAUUGAGGUUGCCUCUGUUGCAUAAACACCAUUUAGAAAAUAGAACUAUUUCCAUCUCAUUUGCAUGAAAAUCAUUGAAAGCAAAUUGCUUUAAAAACGUGAAAAAAAUUUGUGUUUAACGAAAAAAAAAGAAGAAAAAUUAUCUCUAAAACUUGAAAGUAA
This is a messenger RNA of Contarinia nasturtii (swede midge), 2309 nucleotides long. RefSeq names its product fork head domain-containing protein crocodile (gene croc). The record is from RefSeq and is a predicted model, not a curated record. The transcript has 2 exons. Gene Ontology annotation, molecular function: DNA-binding transcription factor activity, RNA polymerase II-specific; RNA polymerase II cis-regulatory region sequence-specific DNA binding. The coding region runs from base 188 to 1360 and encodes 390 amino acids. Gene Ontology annotation, biological process: regulation of transcription by RNA polymerase II; anatomical structure morphogenesis; cell differentiation. NCBI's taxonomy places the organism in Eukaryota, Metazoa, Arthropoda, Insecta, Diptera, Cecidomyiidae.